AUGGCAACCAACUGGCUUUUUACCUUUCUAAAAGUCACGCGAGCCUUUACCAAUGCCCACACAACACUGUCGGUGGACGGCGUGUCGCGCGGCGCCAUUUCCCGCGGCAAGGAGUUCGCGUUCGGCAAGUUCGGGACCAACUCCGACGUGUUCGUGGGGGGGAUACCGCCUUCAUACAACUCGAAGCUUACCACGUUGGCGCUGCCUUCAGUGAUCUUCGAGCCCAAGUUCCGAGGUUCCAUCAGGAACCUGGUGUACUCCGACGUGGUGGGGCAGCCGCCGCGGCGCCAGGAGUUAAGGCACUCCAGGGAUUUGAAGUCAUCCCGGAUCGGUAACGCCAGCGGAGACGCAUGCGAACGCCGGGAUCCUUGCCAGCAUGGCGGCGUAUGCAUCAGCACUGAUGAUGGACCGGUCUGCGAGUGCAGAGACGAAGACUAUGAAGGCGCCUUCUGUGAGAGAGAUAAAGCGCCUUCAGAGGCGACGUUCCGCGGCGCGGAGUUCCUCUCGUACGACCUGACACAGACCGGGGGCGAGCCUAUAGUCAGCACACAGGACACCAUCUCGCUGUACUUCAAGACGCGGCAGCCGAAUGGACUGCUGUUCUAUACUGGUAUGUACACUUAG
Molecule: messenger RNA, 624 nt
Organism: Cydia splendana
Lineage: Eukaryota; Metazoa; Arthropoda; Insecta; Lepidoptera; Tortricidae
Product: neurexin 1-like
Exons: 5
Coding region: 1-624 (207 amino acids)
Source: RefSeq, a predicted model, not a curated record